AUGGACAGCAAUUACCGAAAAGAGCUUGAAAUUGCAUUCGAUGUCUUGCAGAAAGCGUCGAGUCUGAGUCAGACUGUUGUUUCUGUCCAGGACAAGGCCGGAAUUGAAAAGGACGAUCUGAGCCCCGUCACCGUCGCCGAUUUCGCAGUGCAAGGGCUGCUCGCAGCAACCUUCAAAGGAGCAUUUCCGCAAGACAAUUUUGUGGGCGAGGAGGACGCAGCACAUCUGCGAACUAAUGAGGCGCUUCUAAGUCGUGUAUGGGAGCUGCUAAGCACAGUGCCUCGCGACGGACUCACAAAGGUACCUGGGUCGAAAGAGCAGCUUUGCGACCUUGUUGAUCUGUGUGGAUCUGGUGUGCCGGAGCGCACAAGAACAUGGGUUUUCGACCCCAUCGACGGCACAAGGACUUAUAUGAUGGGCCAAGUCUAUGCAAUCAAUAUUGGGCUGCUGGUCGACGGACAGCAGAUGUUCAGUGCUGUUGGCUGCCCCAACACAUCGAUGGACGCCAAGGCGCCGAUAAAUAACCCAGAUAUCGACCCAUCCAACGGCGGAUGCAUUGCUUUCGCUGUCAAGGGCCAUGGUGCAUGGGUCCGACCGAUGCAUGGCGCAACGCAAGAGGUGACGCCACGCCGACUACAGCAACAACCAUCUGUCAAUCGUGUCCAGGACCUGAACUUCGUGACGAGCCACGACAUGGCCGAUUCAAUCCUGCCCGGCAUACACGAGAAACUCACAGCGCGUAUGGGCAUCGCCUUUCCGGGCUGCGACCUAUUGCCGUGGGUGCUGCGCUGGACGGUACUCGCCAUGGGACUCGGCAAUACGACGGUGCAGAUCUACAAGAGCCGGCAGCGGCUGGGCAAGAUAUGGGACCACGCGGGCGCCAUGCUACUCUACGAGGAGACGGGGGGCAAGAUUACCGACAUUGACGGCAAGCCGCUCGAUUGGAUGGCGGGACGCAAGUUUGAGCGCAAUUUUGGGUUCGUUGCGGCGCCGCCGAGCAUUCACGCUGCGGUCUUGGAGCAGGUGCACAGCACGUUGAAAGAAAACGGCCAUGCGGACAUGCUGAGGGUAUAG
Molecule: messenger RNA, 1074 nt
Organism: Akanthomyces muscarius
Lineage: Eukaryota; Fungi; Ascomycota; Sordariomycetes; Hypocreales; Cordycipitaceae
Exons: 1
Coding region: 1-1074 (357 amino acids)
Biological process (GO): sulfate assimilation
Molecular function (GO): 3'(2'),5'-bisphosphate nucleotidase activity
Source: RefSeq, a predicted model, not a curated record